AUGCCAAAUUCCACUUGCAAACCAUUCCCGUGUCGAAAUCCAGAUAACUUCUCAAAGUAUUGCGAAAAAAAAGAGUUAGGAAAGAAAACAGAUGAUAAAAUGCCAGUCGUUCACCGGAAUGUAGAAGGAGAGAAUAAUGGAGAGUGCUUCAAAAUUAAGGGCCCAAAAACACCGUUUCUUCUGACUCAUUUGGAGAAGAAUUAUGUUGAUAAGCCAAAAGAAGAACCAACGACAAGUGAACCUACAACAUCUAAAGGAACGAAACGAGAACACUCAGUAUCAGAUUCUGAUCAGGAACUGGAAGAUCCAAACGAACCAUCAACGUCUUCUUCAACGACGAGAAAAAGACCACGGGCUCAGCAAAACUCAUAG
Molecule: messenger RNA, 372 nt
Organism: Caenorhabditis remanei
Lineage: Eukaryota; Metazoa; Nematoda; Chromadorea; Rhabditida; Rhabditidae
Exons: 3
Coding region: 1-372 (123 amino acids)
Source: RefSeq, a predicted model, not a curated record